UUAAUGCGACAUGACGCGGAAAAAUCAUGUGAAAAGCAUAACAACAAUGUACAUUGUAAUAUUUCUGUAACAUGUAUAUUCAUAAACAUUACUCUAUGCGUUUUUACAACAGCUAUUGUUUGCUUAGAGAAGAAAUUCGCCGCUGUUGUUGUGGUUAACAUUCAGCUCACAGCGGCUUUUUAACUCGGUCACCGGGUUCAAACAUGGACCCAAAACACAAAAAACUGCUUCGAGCACAGCGGCUUUUUCUGUCUGAUGAGCUUUUAGUGGACGAUUUAAUCAUACAGUAUUUAUAUCAAGAGGAGAUCCUGACGGAGAGCCAUUUAGAGGAGAUUCAGUCGGAGUCGUCAAGCAGAAAUAAAACGUUAAAGCUCCUGGAUAUUUUACCGAGCCGCGGACCGACAGCCUUCCAUCACUUUAUAAAGUCACUGGAAAAAGACUUUCCCUGGAUCAGAGACAAACUACUGCAACUAAAUGAGGAAGAAGAAGAGUCUCCUCCUCCUCCGCCCUUCACAGUUCAGUGUGGUGUUUCUGACCACAUCCUUCUGACCGUACCAACCACCCUGCAUCUGAAUCAGCUGGCAUCCCUUCUGGGCUCAGAGUGGAGGUCUGUGCUGCUGGAUCUAGGCCUGUCCUGUGCGGAUCUGUACCGGUGCUGCUCUGACCACCCGCUUGCUGUUCAGAGUCAGGUGCUCGCUGGGCUGGUGAUGUGGACACAGAGGAACGGAAGAGGAGCCACGGUGCAGCGGCUAAUCCAGAGCCUGCAGGCCGCAGACGUGCCGCCAUCUGUGCUCCAACAGGUGUUUAAGUGACACCAUGAGGCAUGUUUUCAUCAACUAAACUAUCCCACAGUUAAAAUCAUAUCAUAUACACUCAAAAUAUAUAUUUAUUUACUUGUUCAAACUACUUAUUCAAAAUGCGCCGAAACAACACAAUUCUUGAGAUUUCAUUGGGACAACUUAAUUUUUUAUGUUCAGUCCACAUAAAUUUGUUAAAAUUCUUAAGUUAACUUAAACUAUUUGUGUUGGGACAACAUGAAUGCAUUGUGAGGAACCCUGCAUUUGUACAGUGUACCAUUAAGGAAGAGAAACAGACGUGCCGUGACUUUAAUAUUUGAGUGCAUAUGAAAUUGAUCAUGUUAUAUUGCUUUAUGCAUAUGUUUUUUAAUUUAAAUUAUAAUAAAGGCUUUUUCAAAUAGGCAUCCAUAAUAUUGUCAUUUUAUUACCAUUUUAUUAUCAAGAAAUGUUAAACCCGAGCGUAAUUUCUCUUCAAUAUGCUUUAUGAGGAUACAAAUGUGAAUAACGGCAGCAAGGGUCCCUGUAAACAACAUAUACAUGUGUAGUGUGUAUAUUCCAACCUAAAUUUUAAACGAAAUGUAAAUCAAUUAAAAUUUAAAUAAAUACACAAAUUAAAAAAGCAACAUUGUU
Molecule: messenger RNA, 1427 nt
Organism: Danio aesculapii
Lineage: Eukaryota; Metazoa; Chordata; Actinopteri; Cypriniformes; Danionidae
Gene: cradd
Product: CASP2 and RIPK1 domain containing adaptor with death domain
Exons: 2
Coding region: 204-812 (202 amino acids)
Biological process (GO): signal transduction; regulation of apoptotic process
Cellular component (GO): CBM complex
Molecular function (GO): protease binding; death domain binding
Source: RefSeq, a predicted model, not a curated record